Didymodactylos carnosus is the source of this 1258-nucleotide messenger RNA. NCBI's taxonomy places the organism in Eukaryota, Metazoa, Rotifera, Eurotatoria, Philodinida, Philodinidae. The record is from the annotation of a GenBank genome assembly.
GCCUAGCAGCAGCAUUCAUGGUGAUAUUCGGAAUCAGCAUCGUCGACUACCUAUAGUCCACUCGGUUUCGUUGAAAAAGCGAUUUAUCAGUUGGGGUACUUCCCUCGUGAGUAGCUUUUAUUUUAGCUACUUCAGCUGUUUUUCACUGAUUGCGUUGAUGCGGUCAUAGGGGGUGAAUUCACGUUAGAUAAUGACUGAGAUGAUUGAGAACCAUGGGUAUCCUUAGGUAAUCCUCGUUCAUAGAGUCAUCUACAUGCUUGUCGUUUAGUUUUAUACUGGUCAGUGAAUCGGACACUGAUGAACACUACUUGAACUCACUGACAUUUCCAUCUACUGUUUGAUCUUGGUUCUUUUUGUUUUACUUUAGGCAUUUUUAUUAUUGAGUGAAGCGCAACGAGAUGAUUAUAUUCGAUCUUCGUCAACCGCGGAAACUGUUCAUGCAUCUUAUACAUUUGUUAAUAAUCAAAAACCAUCUUUCAGUUUAACUUGUGAUAUGAAAACAGCGCAAUGGGAAACGGAUAGCACAUUUGCAUUGAAAAAUAUUGUAUUUAAUGCUUAUCCUGGUGAUUUAAUCUGUGUAAUAGGUCCAGUAGGAUCCGGAAAGAGUUCUCUGUUACAAGCUUUAUCUGGUGAGAUUGCUUCUUUUUAUGGUAAAAUACGUGUGAAUGGAACAUUUUGUUACGUUCCACAAGAAUCAUGGAUAUUUUCAUCAUCAUUGGAACAAAAUGUUCUAUUUGGUAAAGAUUAUGAUCAAAAAUUAUUUAAAAAAGUUAUACAUGCUGCAGCGUUAGAAACAGAUUUUAUGCAAUUACCGAAUGGCAAACAUACGAUUGUUGGUGAUCAAGGUGUUACGUUAAGCGGAGGACAAAAAGCACGUGUAAAUUUUGCACGUGCCUUAUAUCGUGAUGCUGAUAUUUAUUUUUUGGAUGAUCCAUUAAGUGCUGUUGAUAUUAAAGUGUCUAAUCAUUUAUUUGAACAAUGUAUUAAAACAUAUUUAAAAGAUAAAAUAUGUAUAUUAGUUACACAUCAAGUACAAUAUUUAAAAGAUGCAACAAAAAUUAUUGUUUUGAACGAUGGUGAAGCUGUUGAACAAGGAACAUAUUCUGACUUAUUACUUUCAUCUGUUUCCUUUACAAAAUUACUUGAAGAUAUACAUCAACAUGGAAAUGAUAAUGCAAAAUCAAAUGAUGAAAACAACCGUCUUAAUUUAUCAGAAGAUGAUUCGGAUGAAAAGGUAUUAUGUACUUCACUUUUUUAG